This is a messenger RNA of Trichophyton benhamiae CBS 112371, 1899 nucleotides long. RefSeq lists its product as uncharacterized. The transcript has 2 exons. The record is from RefSeq and is a predicted model, not a curated record. The coding region runs from base 1 to 1899 and encodes 632 amino acids. NCBI's taxonomy places the organism in Eukaryota, Fungi, Ascomycota, Eurotiomycetes, Onygenales, Arthrodermataceae.
AUGCUUUUUCUUGCCUUCGGGCUCGACGUCGUCAUCCCCCUGGGCCUCCGUCCGCUUGGCUUGCAGCGUUUCUUUUUCUCUCCGCCCGAAGCCAAAACUUCUCCUUUUGCGGUUCUGAUAGAUAAAUAUCCAAACAGAAAAAAAAUUACUCGCCUCCCCCCCCGACAAAGGAAUUCCAGCAAUGAGCUCUUCUGGUCGCGCAUCCGGGUUCCACGAGGCAUGAAAGGACGACGGUUCACCCUUCUCGCGGGCCUGGCGUCCCUGAUUGUUCUGCUCUUCAUCUUCUAUGCGCCAAAUUCGGACGAGAGGCCUAUCAUACCAGCUCCAAACCCCGGCAAUUCUCCAGCAGCACCGCAACAGCCGCCGCCAGUCGAGUCCUUUGGCGACGAGAAUAUUAGCUACAAUAACCCCGCCGGCUCCACGGGCGAUGAUCUCGCCCAGCAUCCGAUCGAGAGGCUGAUCCAGACCUCCAGAGCGCAGUUCAAGACCACCCAUUCACGACAGUCAAAGACCCUGCAGCAGGCUGCUACCGAGUACCGGCGUCGAUAUGGCCUUCAUCCGCCGCCGCACUUUGACGUCUGGUUCAAAUUCGCCCAGAGCAGAGGCGUUCAGAUGAUUGAUGAAUAUGAUACGAUAUACCACACCCUGCUUCCCUUUUGGGGAGUCAAGCCAAAGACCAUCCGGGAACGAGCAAGGGAAGCUAUAGGCUUUGAGAAUGCCCUGAUCGGACUGAUGAUAAGAGAUGGGAACGUUACACUGGUUGACGGCGGCGGAGAAGGCGAGCAGUGGAAGAGGGAUGCGAUCAAGGGGAUGAUGGCGACUUUCGUCAAAUACCUACCUGACAUGGACCUGGCCUUCAACAUACACGAUGAACCGAGGGUCGUCAUGGCGCAUUCUGACCUCUCACGACUAGUCGCUGAAGGGAAGCGGAUGACUGCCUCGAACGGACAGCAGCAGGGGCUCCAUAAUCAGUGGUCUGCACGGCCGGAAGAUAGCCCUGCUAGACAACUGGAGGAUGAACCCGUCGAUAACACGGCACAGUACUCGACAUCUCCCCUCGGGUUCAUCUCCAAUACCACCGCCUUCUCAGACGUUUGUCUGACCCCUUCUCUACGCCAGACUUUUGGCUUCUUCGAACGACCAAACGCCCUUGAUAUAGUUCAUGACCUCUUUCCUAUCUUUUCACAAAGCAAAGUUUCCUCGUUUCAGGAUAUCCUCUACCCAAGCCCCUGGUACUGGAACGGGAACGUCGCCUACGACGCAAAUCAAGAUAUGGACUGGUCCACCAAGGAAGACCAGAUGUACUGGCGUGGCUCGACCACAGGCGGCUUCUCACGAGCAGGUGGAUGGCGCAGACAGCACCGUCAGCUCUUUGUACGCAAUAUCAACAGCCUCACCCCCACGAAUAUCCUCGAGAAGAGCCUCGAGACUGGCCGAUGGGCCGUGAAGCAGAUUCAGCGAAACGCCCUGAGGUCUCUAUUCAAUGUGAGCUUUAGCCACGUCGGCCAAUGCGAUCCAGAGGACUGCGAGGCGCAGAAGGAGUACUUCACCAUCGUCAAGCCGGCGAAACAGCAAGAUGCAUGGAAGUUCAAGUACCUUGUCGAUAUUGACGGAAAUGCCUUUAGUGGGCGGUACUACGCCUUCCUACUAAGCAAGAGCUUGGUAUACAAGCUUGCUCUCUUCCGCGAAUGGCAUGACGAAUGGCUUCGGCCAUGGGUCCAUUUCAUCCCCCUCAGCUUCAGGGGAACCGAACACUACGAAUCUGUCCGCUACUUUGCAAAGGAAGAACCAGGCAAGGAUGAAGCAAUAGCCAUUGCACAGGACAGUCAGAAAUGGGCACGUAAAGUUUUACGCAAUGAGGAUCUUGAGGUGUGGUUUUUCAGGCUUUUAUUAGAGUGA